AUGCAAUCUAUUAAUUUCCCAAGAAGGCAAAGUGUUCCAAAUGUGUCAUCAUCAACGUCAAUUCAAGUUAUCAAACUAUCUCGUCAUUUACAACAUCCAUCACUACAAAUUCAAGAUACCCGUGGGUCCAUAAAAGUCAACAUUCAAUCGAAUAAUAGUACUCGAAAUAAAGUUCCAUCGAUAAUCACUCGAAACAAGAAUACGAUCUCUACUAGAAUUCUCGAUUCUAACAAAGUUAAUCUAUUUUAUCAACCAAUUGCAUUUCAACAAAACAGUCAUUUGAAUACGAAUGGAAGAGAAAACUACCACAGACAACUAUCGACAACUAGAAUACAUUCCACUACAGAUAACCGAAGAGUCUCUUUCGACAAUCCGAACAUUAUCGAUCAUUGUAGAGAUAUUGUGUUAAUAGAGCAAUCGUUAAAAGAAGUAGAUGAUAUCGACAAAUAUGAUCCACAAUAUCGAAAUAAAAAACGAGGAUGGUUUCAACAGUGUUGCAUACGCUCUUCAUUAUGGAUAAUUUUAUCACUGGUAACUCUGAUCGUCCUUGGAGGAAUUAUCGCAGCAGCUGUAACGGCUUUGCUAUCGACAGAAAAACCAUCGACAGCUAUAAGAAUAACGAGUACAACGACGAUCACGAGCUCCACUACUACUGAAACAACAACAAUCACAGAUAUCUCAUGUUCAUCAACAUGCAACUCCCAGCAAUCAUGUAUUGAUGGAAUAUGUAUCAAUGUCGGAUAUCUUGCCUGUACGUUGACAUGGUCGCGACCUGGUGAUGGUGAUAUCGAUGUCGAGACUCCCAACAGGAAUAUAAUUUCCUAUAAAAACAAAGGUCCUUCCGCGAGUACCGACUACGGUGAAUUGGACAGAGACGAUCAGGUAAACGAAGGACCAGAGAAUGUCUAUUGGACAACUAACGGUCCCGUACCACCAACAGGAACUUAUCAUAUUUGUUUUGAACCGUACAAGUUUGACAAUCCAAAUAUUAGUGCAGCUAAUCCACUAACGAUUAUGUAUCGUAUUGUUCGUCCGUCGAGUCCUACUCUUGUAUUUACACGAACCUUUACCUCAACUAUUAAAAAUUCUUACAAUUGUAGUGCAACGGCCAGUACUCUGAUAGGCUCAUUUACUUAUCCAUGA
This is a messenger RNA of Adineta ricciae, 1143 nucleotides long. The record is from the annotation of a GenBank genome assembly. NCBI's taxonomy places the organism in Eukaryota, Metazoa, Rotifera, Eurotatoria, Adinetida, Adinetidae.